Messenger RNA from Pseudocercospora fijiensis CIRAD86, 2118 nucleotides. RefSeq lists its product as uncharacterized. The transcript has 2 exons. Gene Ontology annotation, biological process: meiotic chromosome segregation. The record is from RefSeq and is a predicted model, not a curated record. Lineage: Eukaryota; Fungi; Ascomycota; Dothideomycetes; Mycosphaerellales; Mycosphaerellaceae. Bases 1 to 2118 code for a protein of 705 amino acids. Gene Ontology annotation, cellular component: nucleus; chromosome, centromeric region.
AUGGCGCGACUCAACGAGCCGCCCAUCGCACCUUCUCUUGCGACGGCGAGUAGCCUGGCCAACGGACUCGGAGCAGGAGGUACAGGUGGCGAGAGUGUCGAAGUCUUAAAACGCCGCUUCAUACGACAGAACCGCGAACUCGCCAAGAACAACUCAAGUCAAAGUCUACGCAUCAGGAGUCUGGAAUUGGAAGUAUCGAAGCUUUUGGCGGACAACUUGGAGCUGAGAGAGCAAGUGCUUGGUCUACAGAACGAGCUUUACGAUGCACGUGUGCAAGCUUCGAGCGCAGCGGCCAAGAGACUGAAGGUGCAGUUACGCGCACAGAUUGCUCAGCUUGCGGGACUGGUGGAUAGCAUUGAUGACGACGGCUCCGAAGGCAUCGAGAAAGCAGUCCCGGAGAAGAAGGAGCGCAUAUUGAGCCCGAGCAGGCGAGAAUACCGAGAACGACAGCCACUUGCUGAGCUAAUGCGAGAUACGCAAAUGCCGACCAUCAAUGAGGGCAAGUCAUUCCCGCGGAGAACGCUAGAUGCCGAGCAGAUCAAUGAGAUAAGGCUCAGUGCUGGAAGCUCGGGAAGUGUUGAGCUAGGCCCACCACCGGUCGCCCAUUUCGUGGAUUCGCAGGAGUCGCUCGAGCAAGAGCCCGUUCAAGUCAACGAAGAGGGAUUGAUGCCAUCUGUUGAGAUCACCCGGAGAAAGCGAAGGGAUCCGUCGCAAUCAAGCAGAAGGUCGUCGAUACUCGCGGAAUCUCUUCUGAACGCCGACGAGGAGAAGCCUAGCACUAUGCUCAGAACAGGCGCAAAACGGAAGCUAGCAGAUCGUGAUCUCGAAAAGGGUAGCAGACCGCCAUUACAAGCAGAUUUCACGUUCAGCCGGAAAUCGGCGGUUGAGCAACCAGCUGCAGAGAAGCCGAAAAUCUCAGAGCCAGCUGUUGAGAUCAAGACGAGCAGUGAGACCGCUGAGAGGCCAAGUUCACCAGUCAGGCCAGAGAGGAGGAUCUUGAGCGAGAAAAGCACCAAUAUGUCUCCAAGAAAAGCCGCUGUGCCAACUGGCAAGCCCGCAAAGAAAGGAAUCUCCAAGCAAGCGGCGCCGAAGAUGGAGGCUGACAAGGAACGUCCUGCUUCUAGAGGCAGCAGGAGGUUAUCUUCGCUGAAUGUGCUUCCACCACCAGAGCCCAAGGACAUUGCUACGACAGUGGAGAUCCCAGCACCAGAGCCUGAAACGUCGCCUGCUGAGCUGGAUCCGAAGACGCCAUUCAUCGCAGCUGAAGAUCUUUUCUCGCCGCCACAAUCACAUCCGUCGACUGGAACCAACAUGUCUCGACAUGGCACACCACCUCCUGCCGAACUCAGCUCUCUAAGCAAUACUACGGAGGGCAGUCAAAGACCCUCCCGCCGAGCAAGAGCUGCUGUCAGCUAUGCCGAGCCCAGUCUGACCGCCAAAAUGAGACGUCCAGACAAGAAGAUGGUCGACGCCGUUUCUGGUCUACGAGAUCCCAGACUUGUUAUGAGCACGUCUUCGAGAUCUAGCAUCGGUCGACGCACAUCUGGGGACAUCUCUGAGCGAAGCAUGACCGGUAUCAGUGGAGGGCAGAAGCGGACAGGCACUGGUGAGGUCAAGAUAAAACCGGAACCAUUCGAAGACGACGAUUGGAAAGCGACACUGGAGAACACUUCUCGACCCAGCAUGGGCAGCCCACUGCGCCGUCGCGAUGCUUCAUCGCCAGAUCUUCCAGCUCAGUCGCCACUACGACCAAGUUCAGCAGCAGGCUCCGACACUGCGUCUACACUAUUUACUCGUACCCCUGCCGGCAUCGGCAACCUCCUCGCCGAGUCUAGGAAACGACGCGAGGCUAUGGAUGCUCGAGAAGCGGAACGAGAAAGCCGAAGAUCAUCACUGUCCGACGACUCCAUCACAGCUGCUGCCAAGAAACUCGAAGAAUUAGAACUUUACGACUUCAAGGACUCAUCUUCGCCAGCGACUGAGGAGGCUGCACAGACGAAGAAAUCCGGUCAUCGUAGGCAUUCCAGCGUGCCUAAGCCUGCUGCUCCUUCUAGCGGCGAAACGCAACGAGUGCCGUCCACAAGGGUCGCGAGUCGACGUCGGAGUAUGAUGUUGUGA